Messenger RNA from Oncorhynchus nerka (sockeye salmon), 995 nucleotides. RefSeq names its product TatD DNase domain containing 3 (gene tatdn3). The record is from RefSeq and is a predicted model, not a curated record. Bases 90 to 908 code for a protein of 272 amino acids. Gene Ontology annotation, molecular function: hydrolase activity, acting on ester bonds. NCBI's taxonomy places the organism in Eukaryota, Metazoa, Chordata, Actinopteri, Salmoniformes, Salmonidae. The transcript has 10 exons.
UAAAGGCGCGUAGGGAAACAAAACGGUGUAAAAAAAACGUUCCACCUCACAUAAUUCACUUUGAAUUUCAACCCUAUUUUUUUUUGUCUAUGGCUUCAAUGGAUGGUGGCUUUGUUGAUUGCCAUUGCCACAUCACAGCCUGUGAAUUUGCCGAGGAUUUAGAUGAUGUGAUCAAGAGGACCCGAGAGGCUGGAGUCAAAACACUUAUUUCUGUCACUGAAGAGCCCAGUGAGUUUGAAAGAGUUAUCCAGCUGUUUAAAAGCUACCCAGAUCUAGUUGCACCAUGUUUUGGAAUCCACCCAGUCCAAGGCUGUGGGUCCCAUGACCAGCACAGCGUGAAGAUUCAGGACUUGGAGCCUGCCUUGCCCUUGUUCCAGAAGUACAGAGAUGACAUUGUUGCAGUUGGAGAGAUUGGUCUUGACUACACACCUUGGUAUGCCCCCACUUCUCAGGAGAGAGAGGAACAGCUGACUGUUUUCACCAAGCAAUUACAAAUAUCCAAGGAUCUGGAUUUGCCAGUGAACAUCCAUUCCCGAUCAGCUGCAAAGGUCACCAUAGCUACUCUGAAAGAACAGGGUAUCACUUGUGCUUUGCUGCACAACUUUGCAGGGAAACCAUCAGUGGCCAUGGAAGGAGUGCAGGCAGGGUACUUCUUCUCCUUCCCUCCAGCUGUCUGUAGGAAUGACCAGAAAGCCAAGCUGAUCAAACAGAUUCCAUUAGAACACAUCUGUCUGGAGACAGACUCUCCUGCCUUGGGACCAGAAAAACAUGUAAGGAAUGAACCCAAGAACAUUUCACUGGUCUGUGAGUACAUUGCUCAUGUCAAAGGAAUCACACCUCAAAUGGUAAUUCAUGUCACUACAGAUAAUGCCCUCAGAUUGUUCCCAAAAAUGAAGAGACUUGAGUGAGGCGUUUUGUAAUUUAAUUCAUGUUGUGUUAUCUCAUGCUGUGUCUCUGAAAAUGAAAUGGAAUUGUGAAAUAAAAUGCUCAAUCAA